AUUAUCUUUUUUUCUCUUCUCUUUCGGAUUUGUCGAUAUGAAGAAAUUUCGACAUUCUCACUUCGAUUAUCAAAACUCGGAACGCGAUAAACGAUACAACAAUAGACAGUCAUAAAGAUCGAAGUUCUUUGUUUGUGAUUUUGACAUGUCUUUCUCGUAACACAACCUAUUUCUUUCCGACUGAAGUUUUCCAAAAAAUUAAAUGUUAUUUAUUUUUUUUUUUUAUACAAAAUUUUUUAGUUUUAACAGUUUACAUCCAAUGAAAUGCUCCUUUCGAAGUCCAGGUUCCUAUCCUGGAGACCGCAAGAAUACGUUCGAUCUCUUGCAAGAUUAUUCUCAGACGCAAAAUGCGACGCGAGAAGAGAUUUGGCGGAAUGUACAAAACGCGCAAAAUUCGAAAUAUGUCAGCUGAAUCCCUGUAUGAGAGAUCCAUGCAAACCAGAGCCGAAUAUUGUUAUCGUAGGCGCUGGUAUGGCUGGAUUGUCAGCCGCACAUCGAUUGGUUCAAUGUGGCUUUCAGAAUUUUACAGUUUUAGAGGCAACGGAUAGACCGGGUGGUCGAAUCCAUUCGUGCUGGUUGGGCGAUGUCGUAACGGAAAUGGGAGCCACGUGGAUCGAAGGUGGCAGCGUGGCAAAUCCGGUGUUCAAUUUGGCGGCGCAGGAAGGUCUGCUGAAAGCACCGCUUGUUCGUCCGGAUCCGAGCCGGGGUCUCUUCUGCACUAGCGACGGCAGGGCUAUCGAUAUGUCGGUCAGCAUUAUGGCAUAUCACACGUUCCGACAGAUCGAGCAGCAGGCGGCCGCGCUCUUCACUCUCGGUUGCGGCCGUACCCACGGUACGUUGCUGAAUUUUAUGGCCGUCCGAAUUCAACAGGAGCUGCACAACUUCCCGGAGGAGCAACGAUAUGAUGCCGCAAGGGUGAUGUACGGCAUGACGAAUUGUGUGAGAUGUCGAUGCGGAGACGAUCUCUCGCUCGUCUCGGCUAAUCAAUUCGGCAGUUAUAUCGAUAUCCCCGGCGGCAAUAUUAGGGUACCCUUAGGAUACGUGGGAGUUCUCGCGCCUCUGCUUCGAGAUCUGCCUAGUAAUUGCGUCAGAUAUUGCAAACCGAUCAGCAUCAUCCGAUGGGGCGCAGCGAACGACGCUUGUCCACGCGCUGUCGUCAAGUGUUGCGACGGCGAGGAGUUUCCCGCCGAUUACGUAAUCGUCACCGUUUCGCUUGGCGUUCUCAAGCAUCAGCACUCGAAGUUGUUCUGUCCCGGAUUGCCCGCCGAGAAAGUCGAGGCGAUCAACCGGCUCGGUUACGGGCACGUUAACAAGAUCUUCCUGGAAUACGCGCGACCCUUUUGGGUUUGGAAGGAAGGCUGCAUCAAGCUGGCUUGGUCCGCCGAAGAGUUGGCGGACAGAUGCGAUUGGGUGAAAGGCGUUGCACAUGUGGAGGAAUUGCCAAACUCUCAGCACGUGCUAUGCGCCUGGGUGUGCGGACGCGAAGCGGCGGACAUGGAAUUUUGUUCCGACGAGGAGGUGGUGGAGUCGUUGACGACGAUUCUCCGUCGGUUCACCGGUGAUCCCACCUUGCCUUAUCCAGCCAACGUUCUCAGGAGCAAGUGGUGCAUGGAUCAAUACUUCGCCGGGGCCUACAGUUACAUGGCGAUGGACAGCACGGUUGGCCAUCAGUGUGACCUGGCAAAUCCAUUGCCAGGCACAUGCGAAUCGAUGCCUCCCAUACUUUUGUUCGCGGGAGAAGCCACAAUACCGGGACACUACAGCACGGUGCAUGGUGCGAGGCUCAGUGGCAUCCGCGAGGCGGAAAGAAUAAUUCGAUUAACGAAACGAUACAACGGGCCGCCGAGAAAAUCAUCAGUGAAAUCGUGAUCCAUGAAAAUGCAUUGUGUGAAGAAAAAUUUACGUGUCUAUGCAUAUCGCUACGAUAUCGAAUGUGCAAACUUGUAAAUCAUGUGCUUUGUAUAUAAAUUA
Pseudomyrmex gracilis is the source of this 1971-nucleotide messenger RNA. Its product is annotated as peroxisomal N(1)-acetyl-spermine/spermidine oxidase-like. The transcript has 7 exons. The coding region runs from base 265 to 1869 and encodes 534 amino acids. Lineage: Eukaryota; Metazoa; Arthropoda; Insecta; Hymenoptera; Formicidae. Gene Ontology annotation, molecular function: polyamine oxidase activity. The record is from RefSeq and is a predicted model, not a curated record.